AUGUCUGCCAAAGCCGUCUCCGAAGCCGACGGCAAGGCAAUCGAUGCCGACAUCAAGGGCGUACUCGACGCUGCCGAAACGAAGUACCCCUUUCUCCUCCAGCAAGAAGCCCGAUUCGUCGCCAAACCAGAUCAACUGAUAAAAAGGCGAGGCAAGAUGGGACUACUCGCGAUAAAUAAGCCAUGGUCAGAGGCAAGACAAUGGAUCGAGGCCCGCGCCGGCAAGGACCAGCCAGUAGGGAAUGUGAAGGGUGCCCUAAGAACGUUCUUGGUAGAGCCCUUUGUGCCCCAUCCAUCAAAUACCGAAUAUUACAUAAACAUGAACUCCGUUCGAGACGGUGAUUGGAUACUUUUCACUCACGAGGGUGGUGUUGAGGUCGGCGAUGUUGACGCCAAAGCCCAAAAGAUUCUCAUUCCCGUGGAUCCUGAAAAAUAUCCCUCCAAUGACGAGCUGGCAAAGACUUUGCUGAAAGAUGUACCGAAAGGCAUUCAUAACGUUUUGAUCGACUUCAUCUCACGCCUCUACGCUGUCUACGUUGAUUGCCAAUUCACCUACCUCGAAAUCAACCCGCUCGUCGUCAUCCCCAACGCCGACGCUACGUCUGCUGAAGUGCACUUUCUCGACUUGGCUGCGAAGCUUGACCAGACAGCCGAGUUCGAGUGCGGCGUCAAAUGGGCUGUCGCUCGAGGUCCUGCUGCUCUAGGCCAGCCAGUCUCAGCAACUGACAAAGUGAGCAUCGACGCCGGGCCACCAAUCGAGUUUCCGGCGCCUUUCGGUCGCGAAUUGAGCAAGGAGGAAGCCUACAUUCAAGAACUUGAUGCAAAGACUGGUGCGUCAUUGAAGCUGACCGUACUCAACUCAAAAGGCCGGAUCUGGACUCUGGUUGCUGGAGGUGGUGCUUCGGUAGUGUACGCAGAUGCCAUUGCUUCCGCGGGUUUCGCCGAUGAGCUUGCCAACUACGGCGAAUACUCCGGGGCUCCCACCGAGACCCAGACGUACUACUAUGCUCGCACUGUUCUCGACCUGAUGCUGCGCGCUCCCCAACGCCCAGAAGGCAAGAUCCUGUUCAUUGGGGGUGGUAUUGCUAACUUCACGAAUGUUGCUUCUACAUUUAAAGGUGUCAUUCGAGCCCUCCGAGAGGUGGCAGCAAAGCUCAAUGAGCACAAAGUGCAAAUAUACAUCCGCCGCGCAGGUCCCAAUUAUCAAGAAGGCCUCAAAAACAUGAAAGCCGUCGGCGAGGAGCUCAAGCUGGACAUGCACACAUACGGCCCAGAUAUGCACGUCUCGGGUAUCGUGCCGCUCGCUCUCGUACCUGGCAGGAAAAGCAAGGAAACUGUGAAGGAGUUUGUUGGACAUUAG
Bacidia gigantensis is the source of this 1359-nucleotide messenger RNA. RefSeq lists its product as uncharacterized. NCBI's taxonomy places the organism in Eukaryota, Fungi, Ascomycota, Lecanoromycetes, Lecanorales, Ramalinaceae. Gene Ontology annotation, biological process: succinyl-CoA metabolic process; tricarboxylic acid cycle. The transcript has 4 exons. The coding region runs from base 1 to 1359 and encodes 452 amino acids. The record is from RefSeq and is a predicted model, not a curated record. Gene Ontology annotation, molecular function: succinate-CoA ligase (ADP-forming) activity. Gene Ontology annotation, cellular component: succinate-CoA ligase complex.